GGUUGGUUUCUUCCAAAAAGUAAAACAUAAAGGAAUGGGUAACCCCCAUUGCCUGCACCCACUCACUCACUUCACACCGCACCACACCACACCGCACCGUAGAAAACUUCUCUCUCACUCUUUCGCUCUCGCUAGGGUUUUCUUCCAAUCGCAUCUCGAAUCUCGAUUUCGCUAAGUCAUCGCGCAAUUCUCCAUGGAGGGUGCUGGGAUGGAAGGGAAUAAUAUCAGUGAUGACAGUAGUAAGUCUGAGGCGCAUUUGACUUCCGCCGCUGCUUUUGUGGAGGGUGGAAUUCAGGACGCUUGUGAUGAUGCCUGCAGCAUAUGCCUUGAAGCCUUCUGUGACAGUGAUCCUUCCACGGUUACCAGUUGCAAGCAUGAGUUUCAUCUUCAGUGCAUUCUCGAAUGGCACGAAAAUUCCAGCCCUUGAGUAUGUCAAUGCCAAUGACUCUCGGGCCUUAUAUCAACAACCAAUUUCAUGCUGUUCCUUCAAGUGUCAAAGAAGCUCCCAGUGCCCCAUGUGUUGGCAACCUAUCAGUCUCAAAGAUCCAACAAGCCAAGAAUUACUUGAGGCAGUGGAAAGAGAGCGAAACUUUAGGAUCAAUCCACCUAGAAAUGCCACAAUAUUUCAUCAUCCCACACUGGGGGAUUUUGAGUUACAACAUUUGCCAGUUGGAGCUAGUGAUGCUGAUCUUGAAGAGCGUAUAAUCCAACACUUAGCUGCGGCAGCAGCAAUGGGAAGAGCACGACACAUUGCUAGAAGGGAAGGGCAGAGAAACAGGUCAUCAGCUCAAGGUCGCCCACACUUUUUAGUUUUUUCGACUCAUCCUAAUUCGCCUCCCAUGGCUCCUACUUCUUCCUCUCCAUCUCAGAGGGGAGAUGAUGAAGCAACUCCUACUAUUGCUGUUGCCAAUCUGUCUCCAUCUCCUGCAACAGGAGAACAAUCAUCACAACUGACUUUAGUUGCUCCUGUUCAAGAAGAGCAGGUCUCUGCUUCAGGAUCUGGAUCUAGUGCUCUUGGUACAGAACAUCAGGGAUCAUCUUACAACAAUAGGAGAUCUCCUAAUCAGUCAUCUCCAAGUAGUCAAGACAGAGCAGGUCCAUCAGAAUUGCAGUCAUUUUCAGAGUCUCUGAAAUCUAAACUGAAUGCUGUGUCAUCAAGGUACAAGGAGUCAAUUUCCAAGAGUACACGAGGGUGGAAGGAGAGAUGGUUUUCUCGUAACAAUGCUAUGUCUGAUAUUGGAUCUGAUGUUAGGCGAGAAGUUAAUGCAGGGAUUGCAACUGUGUCCCGCAUGAUGGAACGGCUGGAGACCAGAGACAGUAAUAGAAGCAAUAUUAAUUCAGCUCCAAGUAAUUUAGAGGAUGAUUCAGUUCAAGGACCUAAUGAUCAGGCUUUAACUGGCACUGAAGGGGGCGGUCUUUUGGGAGACAAUAACACAAAAGCUUCUUGUGCUGCAGGUUCCAGUUCGAGUUAAGCAUACAGAAGGAAUUGCAAAAACUGAGAUUUGUUCUGUCUAAAAGGUAGAAAUAGGAUUGCCCAUUGGGGAUGUGAAAUUCCAUGGAUGUGAUGCAUUGCCUAUUGGCUGGCGCAGGCCAGGCAAGUGAUAAUCCAUUGGCCUGCAGAAGAAGAUCUACAAUUAUGAUUUUGGAAAUAAAGAUACUUGAAAAGGCUGCAGUGGUCUCUUUCGUUUGAAACUUAGGAACCUAUAUAUGAUUGUAUAUUCACAUUGUAAACUUAUUUAUAGAUAUUUCUCAGAUAAUCUUUUACAUAAAGUGCUAUGUCCUCAUCUGUUCCCAAACUCAACGACAAUUGAGGGCAUUAAGUCAUACUCUGAAAUUUCUGUUUGAUUGUGAAA
This is a messenger RNA of Vigna radiata var. radiata (mung bean), 1853 nucleotides long. Its product is annotated as E3 ubiquitin-protein ligase RHF2A. Gene Ontology annotation, molecular function: ubiquitin-protein transferase activity. The transcript has 10 exons. The record is from RefSeq and is a predicted model, not a curated record. Lineage: Eukaryota; Viridiplantae; Streptophyta; Magnoliopsida; Fabales; Fabaceae. Bases 306 to 1472 code for a protein of 388 amino acids.